Messenger RNA from Argentina anserina (silverweed cinquefoil), 672 nucleotides. RefSeq names its product copper transporter 5.1. The record is from RefSeq and is a predicted model, not a curated record. Bases 89 to 523 code for a protein of 144 amino acids. The transcript has a single exon. Gene Ontology annotation, biological process: copper ion transmembrane transport. NCBI's taxonomy places the organism in Eukaryota, Viridiplantae, Streptophyta, Magnoliopsida, Rosales, Rosaceae. Gene Ontology annotation, cellular component: plasma membrane. Gene Ontology annotation, molecular function: copper ion transmembrane transporter activity.
CCAACCAACUUAGAAAUCAUUUAUUUCUCUCUUCACAAGUCUCCUUCGUUCUCUCUCACCGGAAUUUCAACCUCCGGCGCCGGCCAAGAUGAUGCACAUGACGUUCUACUGGAGCAGGCAGGUGACGCUCCUGUUCGACUCGUGGAAGACCACCACGUGGCUCGGCUACGCCCUCACGCUCCUCGCCUGCCUCAUCGUCCCGGCCUUCUACCAGUACCUCGAGGACCUCCGCGUCCGCGUCCGCCUCGCGUCGUUGCCGUCGACGGCGGAGGAUCCGAUCCAGAUUACGCUCCUGCAGGGAAAGCUCGGCCCGGGAGGGAGAUUCUCGGCGGUGAAGCUGGCCGGGGCCGCGAUAUUCGCCGUGAACUCCGCGAUCGGGUACAUGCUGAUGCUGGCGGUGAUGUCAUUCAACGGCGGUGUUUUCGUGGCGAUCGUGGUGGGGUUGGCGGUUGGGUAUUUGUUGUUCAGGAGUGGCGAAGAGGAGGUUUCGGCUGUGGUUGACAAUCCCUGCGCUUGUGCUUAAAAUCAUAUUUAGAUGUUUGUAUGAUCGAAAACCAAAGAUUUGCUGAUUGCAAUUUCUCAUGUUUUUCACGAAUCUGGUUGCUUUGUAUUUUGCCUCUUUUUUUGAGGUUUGUAAAAAAUUUGUGGAAUUAUAUGCAUAAUUAGAAAGCA